Onthophagus taurus is the source of this 1169-nucleotide messenger RNA. It is a transcript of the gene mTTF, whose product is annotated as mitochondrial transcription termination factor. The record is from RefSeq and is a predicted model, not a curated record. Gene Ontology annotation, molecular function: double-stranded DNA binding. Gene Ontology annotation, cellular component: mitochondrial matrix. Lineage: Eukaryota; Metazoa; Arthropoda; Insecta; Coleoptera; Scarabaeidae. Gene Ontology annotation, biological process: termination of mitochondrial transcription; regulation of DNA-templated transcription.
AAAGGUUAUGUUUACAAAAUGAAUAAAUUAAAACUUCUUCAUGAAUUAAUUCGAUUAAAUACCUAUAAAAAACCUGCAAUAAACUACACUUUAAUAAGAUGUGUAAAAACGGAUAUACAAAAAAAAGAAGAGAAAGAUAUAGUUGGUAUCGCGAAAGAAGUGGAAGAUUUCAAAAUUUCAAGAUCGGCAACGAUUAGAAGACUUGUUUACCUUUUUGGAGUUGAUCAAAACGAAGCUUUAGACAUGGUCUCAAAGCAUAAACAAUUAUGCUACGUAACGGGUCACUUAUUGAAUGAAAACUAUAAAUUAUGUGUAAAUGCGGGAAUGAGAAACCCGACAAUUUUAAAAUGUGUUGAUGUGCUGGUGUUCGAUGAUCUUCCGUUACGACUUAGUAUUUUAUCGAAAAUUGGGCCUAUCAAUAAUAUGGCACCUUUAUUAACACUACCUCCUCCUACUUUAUUAAAACUUCAAAGUGAGUUUGCAAUCAAAGGAAAUGUUAUUUAUAAAUUAGCCGAGUUGUUAGAGGUUAGUAGUUUUGAAAUUAGCAAACAAUUUGUUAAAAAAGCGUUCUUAUUGAGACUUAAUUUUGAAAAGGUUUCUCAAAUUAUUGAAUUGUUUAAAGAAAAUAAUAUCACAGGACAAAUGGUAGCAAAUGAUUUAACUGCAUUAAGGUAUUCUUUACCUACAAUUAAAAACAGAAUAGAAUUUGCUAAAACUUGUGGUGUUCUCGAACUAAAAACGUGGAUGAUUAGAGUUGAUCCUCAAAUUUUUCAACAAUACAUUAAAAUAAGAUUGGAAAAUAAAGAAAUUAUAGGAAAUAAAUCAGUAGCGGAGUAUUUAUCAGAACGAUUAGAUUGUUCGUUAGCAACCGCCAACUAUUUAGUUUAUAAGUUACCAGCCCUAAACAAUAAAAGUGUGAAGAAAAUGUCGGAAUUAAUCGAUUUUUUGUAUGCUCAAGGAUACACUCCUGGUCACAUUUGCAGAGUCCCGAAAAUUUUACUCCAUAGUAUUGAAACGACAAAGAAACGUUUGAAAAUACUUAACGAAAUUGGAGUUCAAGUUAACACAAUGUAUGUUCUCAUUAAAAGUCAAAAAUCAUUUCAAGAGUAUUACGACAAUUUAGUUAAGAAUUUAAUGAAAAGAAAUAAAAUUCAAAAGAAACCUUAAAA